AUGCUUGGUUCUUCACCACCAGAAACUCAUGCCAACUUACCUUCUUCUAAUAGUAUACCCGAGUUUGUAAAGAAACUAUUUGCCAUGUUGGAUGAAAAUUCGUUUUCGCAAAUAUUCUCAUGGGGAGCUGAAGGAGACACUUUUGUUGUCAAGGACCCCAACGAGUUUGCUAGACAUAUUUUACCAAAGCAUUUCAAACAUUCCAAUUUUGCUAGUUUUGUACGUCAGCUGAAUAAAUACGAUUUUCACAAGUUGAGGAUGCCUGAAGACGGCCAACGUAUGUAUGGCGAUCAGGCAUGGGAGUUUCAACAUCCCAAUUUCAAGUAUAACAGAAAAGAACUAUUGGAAGAAAUUAAGAGAAAACCAACAGGAAAAGCAGCACAGGCUUCACAAAACGCAUCGGUUACCACCCCUAACCCACAAACAACAAUACCAACCAAUGCAGCAGAAGAAGAAUUAAAGACAAUCGCCACCAACCUCCAAAAGGAAAUUAACGGCUUAAAAGAGACCCAAAAGAAGAUGACGGACAGGGUCAAAUCAUUUGAUAAAAAAUACAGUAUUGUUUUGGAUAAUAUUCAAGGCUUUAAAAAGAACAUGCAAGAACAAGACACCUUGAUGAAGGAAAUCAUGAGCUUUGUUCAAAAGAGUAAUUUACCCGUCGAACAAGACCUCCAAAAUAUCUUGCAUUCUUAUAAUAAUAUCUCCACCGAUGGUCAAGGCCAACUUGAACGAUUGUCUCAAAAUACCAUGGAUCAGCAAUUGCAACAAAUGCAACAACAACAUCAACAUCAACAACAUCAACAUCAACAGCAGCAGCAGCAGCAACAACAACAACAACAUCAACAACAACAGCAGCAACAUCAACAACAACAGCAGCAACAUCAACAACAACAGCAGCAACAACAGCAACAGCAAUUAAAUACAAUGAUGCCAGUGGUGCAUACGCGUAAAAGAAAACGUAUACAAGGGGGAGGAUGGUCAGUGCCCCCGCGUGUCUUGUUGGUAGAUGACGAUUCCAUCUUCCGUAGAUUGUCAACAAGGUUACUCCAAAUCGCCGGUUGUACAAUUGAUGUUGCCGUUGAUGGCAUGGAAGCUGUCCGAAAACUAGGUACAGGCAAAUAUGAUCUCGUUCUCAUGGUAAUAAAUAUCUGA
Mucor mucedo is the source of this 1152-nucleotide messenger RNA. Its product is annotated as HSF-type DNA-binding-domain-containing protein. NCBI's taxonomy places the organism in Eukaryota, Fungi, Mucoromycota, Mucoromycetes, Mucorales, Mucoraceae. The record is from RefSeq and is a predicted model, not a curated record. Gene Ontology annotation, molecular function: sequence-specific DNA binding; DNA-binding transcription factor activity. Gene Ontology annotation, biological process: phosphorelay signal transduction system; regulation of DNA-templated transcription. The transcript has 4 exons. The coding region runs from base 1 to 1152 and encodes 383 amino acids.